Molecule: messenger RNA, 297 nt
Organism: Cooperia oncophora
Lineage: Eukaryota; Metazoa; Nematoda; Chromadorea; Rhabditida; Trichostrongylidae
Source: the annotation of a GenBank genome assembly
AUGGUAAAAAUCUAUACGAAAGUCGCACUCGGUGAUCAACUGGCGGUUAACAAGAACCAAGAAGAGUUUGAUGUGAUCAUGGUCAAAACGCUAACUUCACCACCUGCUCGUACUAACCCACGAAAUUUCGAAGAUGGUUGGGAACGAGAUGGCGCUUCGCUGGCGGUGUUCAUCAAUGGCACGAAAGUUAUUGACCUCUGGGGAGGUUAUGCCGAUCGCCAAUCAGCGCGGAAAUGGAAACAGGUUCGUACUCUUUCCCCGAACAUUACUCGAAGUCCUUGUGGUGUGCAACCUUAG